AUGAGGUCCCCAACCGAAAAUACAGCACCAAAUUCGGAUCUAGUGGAAGAAUUCGACCCUUCUCGGCAAGGUUCCCCCAAAGAAUCCUCAUCUCAAACUUCGGAAGAUAAAGGAGAAUCAGCAGUUUUGGAUGAGAAUAACAGCUUUCAUCAGCAAGAAAGGUCCGGCAUCAAUCAGCAAGAACUUAGUGAGCAAUACGAGACUCAACAAGAGCUAUCAGCGGAAGUUAAAGCUGGACAUGAAGAUUGUUCCUUUCCAAAUCUUACGGGAGGAAUUGAAAACCAAUCAUUUAACGACAGAAAAACUACCGAAGGAGUAUUGAAUGCCAAGUCAUAUGAGCAGGGAGGUUUUCAAUAUGCCUCAAGUGGAAGCAAUAAAAGAUCUUUGCAAAAUACAGAGACCUGGUUGGCGGAUUCGCGAAAGGAUGAUGCAACUCAAUCACAGCUCUUCGAUGAUUCGACUAGACCUUUCAACGGACAGUCAAUUCCAAAUCGCAACAAAAGCACUUCACGAGAGAGUUUGAAUGCUCAGGAAAAUCCUCCACAACCGGAAGAUGAGCCUAAGAGUUCCGGGGACUCUCUACACGACAGGAAGGGAAAAUUUAAUGACAUCAGUCCGAGUUCACGUCCAACUACCGACGAAAGCACACAAAUAAGCUCAAGUUUUUCGGGCUUCGAAUCAUUUUCCGACCUACGAAAGUUGUCACUUGAUGACGAAAGCCUUGGAAUUACCCAUACGGAAACUCGGGACUCACGAGCCACCAAGAAAUCGGGCAAUAAUACAGUCCUCAAUGACUUAUUUGCAGAUAUUGUACAAUCAACCGAGCCAUCGCUUCGACAUCUCGCAUCACAAAGCACGCUUAGCGAAUCAUCUAGUAUCAAAAUAACUAAGACCGCUCGGCGAGCAAAACGUAUGUCAACUCCCGUGGAAGAGCAGAGACAUCCUGGAAAACCGGGAUUAUGGAGUGAUAAAUUUAUGAAAAACAUAGAUGAACUCGUGGAAUGGGACUCUGCAGAACCAAACACGGGAUCAUUGAUUUCGAUUAGUAAUCCAGAAACCCUUGCCGGUCCAGGAAAUAAUGAUCAUUUUGACUCCCCGCGUGAGCAGCAACAGCUGGACGUUGAGCAUCCGGGGGCUAUUGCUUUGACAUUUCUUACAAUUGGACUAUGUCUAUCGGUGUUUUUGAUUUCUUUGGAUAGAACCAUUAUUACAACUGCAAUUCCAUAUAUCAGCGGAGAGUUCCAGUCAUACGCAGAUGUCGGGUGGUACGGAAGUGCAUACCUACUCACAGCAUGCGCGUUCCAACCUUUCUAUGGAAAAAUCUUCACUAGCUUUAGUAUCAAAUGGUCAUAUCUAGCCGCGAAUAUGACGUUUGAGAUAGGAUCCUUGAUAUGUGGAAUAGCGCCUAAUUCUUUAACAUUGAUUAUAGGUCGAGCCAUCGCUGGUGUUGGGAGUGCGGGUAUUCUGACCGGUUCUUUUGUUGUAGUCGCUCACAGUGUACCUAUGCACAAACGUCCUGUUUUUACGGCGGCGGUGGGUUUGAUGUUCGGAUUGGGAGCUACAGUGGGGCCAUUGCUUGGAGGAGUUUUCACCGAUCUCGUUACAUGGAGAUGGUGCUUCUAUUUUAAUCUUCCUGUUGGUGGUGUAACCAUCUUGGCUAUGAUUGUAUUCUUUAAUCCGAAGAACAAUAUGAUCACGAAAAUUUCGUUCGGUUCUAGAGUCUUGGAGCUAGAUAUUAUUGGAAAUUUUCUCUUGCUCGGUGCUUGCGUCAUGCUUUUCAUAGCUUUUCAGUACACCGAAGAGGGGUCCUCCUGGUCCAGCUCAAAGGUCAUCGGUCUCCUCGUCGGUUUCAGUGUAACUAUAGUAGUAUUUGGACUAUGGCUUUGGUAUCAAGGCGACAAAGCCCUUAUUCCACUUGACAUCCUCAAACAGCGCAGCGUACUAGCAAGCUGUCUCUUCUCAUUCUUCAUCUAUUCGGCCUUGAUAAUCCACAGCUAUUAUUUGCCGCAAUGGUUCCAAGCAAUCAAAAAUACUUCAGCCAUCACAUCCGGUGUUGAUAUGAUCCCCUAUGUAGUCUGCAACGCUUUCUUCUCACUCGUGGCCGGUAUCGUCGUCUCUAAAUCCGGAUACUUUACCCCUCCUACUAUUAUCGGUACUGCAAUCGCCACGAUAGGUUGUGGAUUGAUCAGCACACUCAAAACUGAUACCACCUCCGCCCAAUGGAUCGGCUACGAAAUACUAAGUGCAGCGGGUUUUGGCAUUGCGAUCCAACAAGGAUUCACUGCUGUUCAAACUGUCUUGCCUCUGGAAAAAGUACCCAUCGGUACCGCUGCCGUAGUUGCAUCGCAGUCUUUCGGCGGUGCGAUUUUUGUUUCUGUCGGUAAUACCAUUCUUCAGAACCAAUUGAAAUCUUCUGCGAAAAAUGGACAACUGCAAGGAAUUGAUAUCCAGGCUGUUUUGGAUGCUGGUGUUACUGGCAUUAGAUCUGUUGUCGAUGCUGAUCAAUUACCUGCGGUGUUGGCAGCAUAUAAUGGGGCAUUGCAGAAAGUUUUUAUUGCAGCGAUUCCUGUUACCGCGUUGGCAUUUGUAUCCUCCUUAUUUUUGGAAUGGAAGAGUGUUAAGACGAAAGAUUCUGCUGAACGGGUCUGA
Molecule: messenger RNA, 2649 nt
Organism: Sclerotinia sclerotiorum 1980 UF-70
Lineage: Eukaryota; Fungi; Ascomycota; Leotiomycetes; Helotiales; Sclerotiniaceae
Exons: 4
Coding region: 1-2649 (882 amino acids)
Biological process (GO): transmembrane transport
Molecular function (GO): transmembrane transporter activity
Source: RefSeq, a predicted model, not a curated record